Messenger RNA from Bolinopsis microptera, 2213 nucleotides. RefSeq lists its product as uncharacterized. Lineage: Eukaryota; Metazoa; Ctenophora; Tentaculata; Lobata; Bolinopsidae. The transcript has 5 exons. The record is from RefSeq and is a predicted model, not a curated record. The coding region runs from base 21 to 1622 and encodes 533 amino acids.
GUGAGUGUUGUGAGCUAAAGAUGAUCUCUGCAAUAAAGCCCUCGGUUUGGUUGCUUGUUCUCUGCUGUCUUUAUCAUGUGUCUGCUGUCUCAUUGGAAAUAGACGAAGACUCAAACGACUGCACAAUAGCAAAAUCAAGUGUUUCGAUAGGAUGUGGGAUAGCCGGGGCUGUUGUUGCACUCGGGAGUAUCUCGGCAUGCGUAGCAACUGCUGGUGCUGCUUGCGGUGCACUCGCGGCUAUUGGUGCGGUGGCAGGAAUUUGUGGAACUGCGACAGGAGAAGUCAACUGCGAAGAAGAUUCAGAUACGGAUAAAAUUAUUAAGCUCCUCGGAAAUAUCAAAUCAGAUAUAGCGGACGUGAGCAGAGACGUUCAGAUAGGAUUUUUUGAUGACAAGUAUGAAAGCGACAUAGAGGCCAUCCAGAACGCAGGAGAGAUGUACGAAAAAUAUGUGAUAAGAGAAAUGAAAAAUGGGUCGCUGACAGAUUCGUUUUAUACGAAUGAAUGGAUACGAAUGAUGGAAACUGAUUACAAAAUGGAAAAUACAUUGAUGGAGAUUGAUGAUAUGAUUACGGGAGAGGGGAAAAGUGGCGUGAAUACUCACUCAUCCAUUUACAAGAUAGCAAGAGAAUACAACCUUUGUUCUCCGGACCUUUACCAUCAUGUUUUCAACCUCCUCACCCAGGGCACAACCCUUAACUUCAUCUACUUGCAAACGUCUUCAAAAGAAGACGUUGACCAAAAUCAUUGGAAUGAUUUUGAGAAGAGAGUUCUUGCCAACGAAAGGAUGUAUGACACAUAUUGCCGUAACAACGUUGCCAUCGAAAGUUUUCGUAUCAAGAUAUCUGACAGAAGUUACGCAAACUCGGGAGGGUCCAUCAGAAUUGGAGUCAAGCAAGGAGAAAAUAGCUGUGAAACAGAUAAAGAAAUAUUUGAUAAACCAAAGAGAAAUGAAGAAAUGACAGAAGAUGACGAGGACAAGUUUGGCUCUUGCUCCGGAAAAUGGUUCCAGCCCCGCCUCAAUGAACAACCCUUAGAAAUCAGAAUCCUGUCAAAUUCUGGCGACGAUGCCUACAUAGACAAAGCAGCGAUCAAGAUUGGGGGAGUUUGGAGGGAGUGGGUCGAUUACCAAGUUAAGAUAAAUAAGCAUGGGGAAGGGAGCACUUGGAAAACUGUUAUUUAUCCAGAAUCAUCCAAAGCUUGCAUCAACGGAGGUAUGUGUGGAUACUGCGAAGAGAACGCCUGCUACAAGGGCGCGGUCGACUACACAGCCAAUAAUGGUUUCAGUAAUGGCUACACAGUCAUUAAGAUUGGCGAGGAGUUGAAGUCUCUCGACGAAAAAUACACCUUGAAAAUGCAGGAAGAUGGAAACUUGGUGCUCUAUUGCAAUGGAACUAAUGCUCUGUGGGCUUCUGAUACGUCGGAUAAGACUGUAGAGGGAGGUCUUCAGUUCCAGUCUGAUGGUAACCUGGUACUCUACAGUCCUGACCGCACAGCACUCUGGAGUCCUAACUCCUACGAUAAGGGAGUCACCAGCAUGGUUCUGCAGGAUGACGGUAACUUGGUUCUCUAUACUGACAACGGAGAAGCUAUAUGGGACUCUGAGACCUAUGAUAAAUGUUAAUUUAAAUCACUCUGAACCAUUUAAUCCUAUGCAUAUUUAACAUUUUUGGGAUUACUUUUCGAAGAUUUUCAAUGCGUAAACAGGUACAUUGAACAAUUAGUUGAUAACUUUCCACUCUUAAAUAUUUUAAAUAAGAGCAUGUGUAAAAUAGCAUAUCGUUUAAGACUUGGAACAAGCUGUUAUUAUAUCGUUAUAUCUAUAAAAUAUUUAAAUAUGAGGGUAGGUUAUUUUGGGCGUGAUGACGCUUUAAAGCAAAGCAAUGGCUUUAAGCAAAAUAAUUCGUUGCCUGACUAGGAUAACAGCAUGGACGUAGAUAUGAUAAAAUAAAUUAAAGGGUUAUAUUUGAAUUUUUGGGAUUUAUGAUUGAAAGUCAUAGGAUCAUGGCGAAGAAAAAAAUAGUCCAGAACCAUUUUUAAAACUAAAGUGCAGUUUUAGCUUGUAUGAACAAUUUUGAACUGGGAAUGUUUACUUUCGGGUUAAGAAAUUACUUAAUUUUUCUUCUUAUCAAAUUGAAGUUUGCGUGGGGAAUGUUAGAAUGUUAAUUUUAAAACCAAAACAUGUAACGUAAAUUUUACUUUUUAAUUAGAAACC